CAUAUCUUUCUAUGAAAUAGCAGGCCAAAACAAAAACCAAAGCCAAGGCUUGAUACACAGCCUUUUUUUAUUCUUGCCCACAUCAAGACUCCAUGGACUCUGCUUUGAACUUUUCACAUCCGCAUUCAAUCAUCCCAAAAUCCCAUAUUUUCACCCUUUUCAUGUUCUGAUAGUUGAUUCAGAAGAGACCCAUUUGUUUGUUUUCUUUGGGAGAAAAUGGAGAGGUUUUGGCUUGGGAGGGGCUAUUUGUUCUUGCUGCUCUCUUUGCUGUGUCAAAGUUUGGAUCUUGCUGCUUCUGUUAAUGAUGAAGGAAGGGCUCUGUUGAGGUUUAGAGAGAGAGUUACAGCUGACCCUUGUGGAGUUUUGUUAAAUUGGAUUGAGAGGGAUGAUGAUCCUUGCAAUUGGUUUGGAGUGGAAUGCUCUGGUGAUGGAAGAGUUGUUUCUUUGAUCUUGAAGGAUUUUCUUCUCGAGGGGAUACUCGCACCUGAGCUUGGGAAACUUGUCCACUUGAAGUCUCUUAUUUUGCACAAUAAUUCUUUCUGUGGAACGAUCCCAAAAGAGUUCGGUGACUUGCAGAAGCUUGAGAUAUUAGACUUGGGACAUAAUAAUCUCAGCGGUCCAUUUCCUUCUGCUAUUAGCAGCAUUCUGUCCCUGGAAGUUCUUGUAUUAAGAAGCACUAGGUAUACAUCCAACAUACCCCCAGCACUCAAUGAGCUCACUGUACUCUCUGAGCUUCCGGUUGAUGAACAGGAAUCAUCCUCAAAUAGGCUUGCUGUUAAAAGGAAGAUAAAGAUAAAAAAUGCAACCACAAGGAAACUUCUUCAAGAAGUCAGUGAACACAAACACCAUCAUCAUAGACAUCGAAGUCAUAAAACUGUCGCUCCUGCUUCAGCACCAUCGCCGUCACCAGCACCAUCACCGUCACCAUCACCAAAUUCACUGCCUCCCUUCUUCCGGUCAAAAUCAUUAUCAUCUCCUUCACCAUCUCCCUCAUCAGAAUCAUUUCCGCCGGCCCCCACUCCCCCUCGAAUUAAUCAUGCUUCUACUCAGAAUCUUCUUAACUCGGCAAAAUCUCUUCCUCCUAAUGAAGCUCACCCUCCCUCGAGAAAAAAGCACCACAUUCCCUUGAUAGUCUUAUUGUCAGUUGCAGCUGGUUCUUUCUUUAUAAUAGUGCUAUCUGUUAUAUAUUGCUUUUGUUGCCGAGCCAACAAAGUUGUCGCUGUUAUGCCUUGGAGAACCGGCUUAAGUGGGCAGUUACAGAAAGCAUUUGUGACAGGUGUACCUUCCCUAAAACGGUCAGAGCUAGAAUCAGCUUGUGAAGAUUUUAGCAAUGUUGUCGGCUCUUUAUCAGAUUGUUUUCUGUACAAGGGAACACUAUCAAGUGGAGUUGAAAUUGCAGUUAUGUCUAGUAUCAUAACUUCUGUCAAAGAUUGGUCAGAUCAUUAUGAAGCCCAAUUCAGGAAGAAGAUAUCGGUGUUGUCCAAAGUGAACCACAAGAAUUUUAUGAACCUUAUUGGAUUUUGUGAGGAGAAGGAGCCUUUCACCAGGAUGAUGGUUUAUGAGUAUGCACCCAAUGGGACGCUUUUCGAACACUUGCACAUUAAAGAAGCAGAUCACUUGGACUGGGCUGCUCGCUUAAGGAUCAUCAUGGGCAUAGCAUACUGUUUAGAUCACAUGCACCAACUUAACCCCCCCUUAGUUCUCAGAAACCUAAACUCCUCUUCCAUUUAUCUCUGCGAAGAUUAUGCUGCCAAAAUAUCUGAUCUUUCAUUUUGGAAUGAGGAAAAAGAAUCUGACCAAUCUUUUGAAACCUCGGGAGUUCUUGAUUCCAAAUUAUCAACACAAGAAGGAAACAUCUACAAGUUUGGAAUCAUAUUGUUAGAAAUAAUAUCAGGAAGGCUACCUUUUUGUGAGGAUGAUGGGCUGCUUGUGCUCUGGGCUUCAAGUCAUCUAAAUGGGAAGAGGCGACUUAUGGAUAUAGUUGAUACAACUCUAGAAUCUUUCAAUGAAGAAGAUGUUGUUGCUCUUUGCGAAGUAAUAAAAUCGUGCAUAAAUCAAGAUCCUAAGAAGAGACCGACAACGGGAGAGGUUGUUGCUCAGUUGAGGGAGAUCACGGCAAUGUCACCCGAUGCAGCUAGUCCAAAAUUGUCACCACUGUGGUGGGCAGAGCUCGAGAUUAUUUCUACAGAGAGUAACAGCUUACAAUAGAUGUUGGUUUUAUUUGCGAAGAGAAUAAAAUUUCAUUUUGGAGGGUUUAUUUUUGUCAAAUAUUUUUUUACACCUCUGCGUUUGUUGUUCAUAUUUUGUGAUUAUUUUUUAAACAUUGUACAUAUUUGCAAGCUGGCGGGAGCUUGCUUGUCACUGCUUGUGCAGAACUAAGAUGAUAUUUGAAUUAGUAAAGAUAAUUUUUUUUA
Asparagus officinalis (garden asparagus) is the source of this 2414-nucleotide messenger RNA. RefSeq names its product inactive receptor-like serine/threonine-protein kinase At2g40270. The coding region runs from base 217 to 2208 and encodes 663 amino acids. Lineage: Eukaryota; Viridiplantae; Streptophyta; Magnoliopsida; Asparagales; Asparagaceae. Gene Ontology annotation, biological process: protein phosphorylation. The transcript has 9 exons. Gene Ontology annotation, molecular function: ATP binding; protein binding; protein kinase activity. The record is from RefSeq and is a predicted model, not a curated record.